Molecule: messenger RNA, 1201 nt
Organism: Musa acuminata subsp. malaccensis (wild Malaysian banana)
Lineage: Eukaryota; Viridiplantae; Streptophyta; Magnoliopsida; Zingiberales; Musaceae
Product: arabinogalactan O-methyltransferase 2
Biological process (GO): plant-type secondary cell wall biogenesis; xylan biosynthetic process
Cellular component (GO): Golgi apparatus
Source: RefSeq, a predicted model, not a curated record
GAAGAAGAAGAAGAAGAGGAAGCAUAUCCCUCUUCGUUGUUGUAGUUGCAUGGGUAAAAGAUCGAUCAGGGAGGCGAUGCGGGCGUUGCCGGAGAAGCCACUGUUCGCCGCGGCCGCGGGGGCUACCCUCGUCGCCAGCGCGCUCCUCGUCUCCAGCUUCCUCGACCGCGGCCUCCACUGCUCGCUCAAUCCUGGCUUCUCCCGCUCGGCCGACGCCACGUCCGAACUCGCCAAGGCCCUCCUCUACUACGCCACCACCACGGUGGUGCCGCAGCAGUCCAGAGACGAGAUCCGGCUGUCCUUCGACGUGCUCCGACGGCGCUCCCCCUGCAACUUCCUGGUCUUCGGCCUGGGACGGGACUCCCAGAUGUGGGCGGCCCUGAACCCCGGAGGCACCACCAUCUUCCUCGAGGAGGAUCCGCAGUGGUACGCGGCGGUAAAGAAGGACUCGCCCGAGCUGCGGGCGCACCACGUCAAGUAUCGCACCCAGCUGUCGCAAGCGGAGCAGCUUCUGCGGGGUUACCGCAAGAACGCGGAGUGCCGGCCCGGCCGGGUGGACGGGGUGGAGGGCCUGCAACACAACGGCGGGUGCCCGCUGGCGCUGGUGGGGCUGCCGGGGGAGGUGUACGAGCGGGAAUGGGACGUGCUGAUGAUCGACGCGCCCAAGGGGUACUUCCCUGAGGCACCGGGGCGGAUGGCGGCGAUCUACUCGGCGGCUGUUAUGGCACGGGGGCGGCGCGGGGAGGGGGAGACGGACGUGUUCCUCCACGACGUGGACCGUCGGGUGGAGAAGUCGUUCGCCAUGGAGUUCCUCUGCGAGAAGUACCGGGUGGGCGGCACGGGGCGGCUGUGGCACUUCAAGAUCCCGCCGGCCAACGACACGUCCGCCAUUGCCGCCGACACCUUCUGUUGAUCUCUCUUUCUCCUCAUCUUUCGCCUUCUUCUAUAUUAAUGUUGCCGUUGUAGUAGUAGUACCGCGUGCGCCUUUCUUGAAGCCGGAAGGGGAUGAUUGCUUGCUUUAAGAUUCACAAACUUUCUCCGAUCGGACGGACGGGUAUCGUUCGCAGGCGACUUCUUACAGUGUUGGAUGUUGAAUUAGGAGGUUGAAUAGGUCAUUUAGUGGCAUUAUUUUUCUUUAUUUUUUCCCCUUAAUUUGUCUUGAACAUGGUUUAAUCUUAUGAAUAAUAUAUUUAUAAAUUUA